Messenger RNA from Phycomyces blakesleeanus NRRL 1555(-), 902 nucleotides. RefSeq lists its product as hypothetical. The coding region runs from base 1 to 765 and encodes 254 amino acids. Gene Ontology annotation, cellular component: endoplasmic reticulum. The record is from RefSeq and is a predicted model, not a curated record. NCBI's taxonomy places the organism in Eukaryota, Fungi, Mucoromycota, Mucoromycetes, Mucorales, Phycomycetaceae. The transcript is spliced from 5 exons. Gene Ontology annotation, biological process: GPI anchor biosynthetic process. Gene Ontology annotation, molecular function: N-acetylglucosaminylphosphatidylinositol deacetylase activity.
AUGAUAUUUGUUUUACUUAGUUUGACCGUUGUCAUCUCUCUGCUUACCUAUAGUUACCAUGUUCUUGCCAAUUACCAACAUCCAAUUCCCAUAGGAGGAAAUAUUCUUUUAUUGACCGCUCAUCCUGAUGAUGAAUGCAUGUUCUUUGGGCCAACACUCCGAGGACUAGGCAGACAGCAUAAGAAUCGCAUUCAUGUUUUGUGCUUAUCAACAGGAAAUGCUGAUGGGCUUGGUCAGAUUCGAAAACGAGAGCUGGUAAAGAGUAGCCAAGUAUUGGGUAUUCAGCCGUCUCAUGUCAGAGUAUCUGAGCAUUCUGAGCUUCAAGAUGGAAUGAAGUCUGUAUGGCCCACAGAUAUAAUCGCUCAAUUAGUAAAUAAUUAUGUCUCCAAACAAAGUAUUGAUACAAUUAUCACAUUUGAUGGUUAUGGCGUGUCUGGACAUCCAAAUCACAUAGCAGCUUAUGAAGGUGCCAAGCGAUACAUAGAAACACAAAAAGGAUCGACUAAACUUUAUACUCUGGAUUCUAUCCCUCUUGUGCGAAAGUAUAUUGGAAUUGGGGAUUUGAUUACAAGCAGCUUUCAGCAGAUUAUGGCAUUGAUCAAGAAAGAGGAAAAAGGAUCUGUUUUGAUUGUGUCUUCACCAGGUGCUUAUUUCGCUACCCACAAGGCAAUGCGGGAACACACAAGUCAAUUGGUCUGGUUUAGAUGGCUAUAUGUAACAUUUUCUCGUUACAUGUAUGUGAACGAGUUAUCUUUGGCUAAUUAAAGCAGUUUAUCAGCACAGUAAUAUAAUACCUUGAGCUAGCUAUAUUUAUCUAUAUAUAUAUUUUAAAUGUACAGUAGAAUGGCGGCUUUUAUUUUAGCAUUAAACUACAAUAAAAUGCAUUAACAAUAUGUACACAU